AUGAGUAACCUUCAAAGGAAUCAAAUUAAAAAAAUUUUAAUAUUGUUAUAAAAUUAUUCGAGAGAAUUAAGUCGUUUUAGGAAAUUUUUAAAACUAUUUAAAUUACUAAAUUUGAUUCAAAUCCAUUAUAUAAAUCAAGCUUAAAUCUAAAAUGGAUUGUUUAUUAGUUUUAACACUUUUAUACCAUCUGGCAAAAAUUGGAAUUAAAAUUAUAAUAUAGUAUCAACUUAGUGCUAAUUAGAUGACUUUAUGGUGGAAAUACAAUCAGCCUUAACUAGAAAUUUUCCUUUUUUCUUGAAAAACUAUGCAAACAAUUUUAAUCAAUCUUAAUAAUAAUAUAAUUCAAUUAUGAGUUAAGUAAUUUAGCCAUAACCUAAUAAUUAUGUUUAAUUUUAAUAAUCACAAUUUCAUCUACAAUAACAAUAACCUUCUAAUAACCCUUAUUCCGAUAUAAAUUAAAAACAAGAAUCAUUAAAAUAAUCAGAAUAUAAAUUAAAGUACAACUAGACUUAAAAAAAAUAACAAGAAGAAUAGGGAAUGGCUAACAAAUUAAUUUAAAUAAUCUCCUCAGUUUUUGAGUUUGGAAGGAACUAUUAAUUUCAUAAGAAGCAAAAGAGGAGAAAAUAAAAAUUGAAGUAAAAUCUAAAGUUGAUUUUGGAUUGCUAAUUUAUUCUAAAAUACUAAUUGAAACAAUUAAAUAGUAAAAAUAAUUAACUGAUACUUUAAAUGAUACUUAUAGUUAUCAUUUAUUAACAAUUACUGUGUUUACAUUAAACAAGAGUAAUACAAGAGGUUCAAUUGAAAGAUUAAGAAAUUAAUGCAAGUAUUCAUUAAUUGGAUUAAUAAUUGAUGCAGAUUGAACAGAAAAUCGAGACUUGUGUAACUACAAUAAGCUCAAUUGGAAUAGAGCAAUAUUGAAGAAAUCACAAAAAGUGAUCCUCUAAGCAAUUAGAUUAUUGAUUUGACAAGUGAAAUUCAAGCAGAGAAGGAAGGUUUGUACUUUUUAUAGAAGAAAUUUAGAUAUUAGAAUUUGGAUUAUGAAAAAUUCAUAAAAAUUACUAGAUAAAUGAGUUAGCAGAUGUUUGAUCAUUAUUUGUUAUUAAGAAAAUGUGUUACUAGUCAAUAUUGAAUUAUAUAAUAUAUUAUUAAUUUAUAUAAAAAACAUGAUA
Molecule: messenger RNA, 1169 nt
Organism: Paramecium tetraurelia
Lineage: Eukaryota; Ciliophora; Oligohymenophorea; Peniculida; Parameciidae
Exons: 2
Source: RefSeq, a predicted model, not a curated record